AUACUAAAAUAUUUGAUUGCCAAACUGUCAUUUGAAAUUAUAUUCCUUUAAAAAUACCUUUGAAAUUAUUUAUAUAAAACGAUAAAAUGAAUCACUCUGCGGCUUAUAUGGAGAACUUUGAGCAUCCCCAUGGUGUCUUCCUGCCACCCUACCUAACCGUACCGAUGGAGAGCUCCUAUAAUCAGGGCUUGGUCUUCCAGGGCUUGGAAUCGCAGCAGACCCUAAUUCCGGAUAACACUUCUCCGUGCCUUCCCGAGGAGAUAAUCGUCAUCCAAAGAGAGUCCCAGUCGAACAAUACCUUCUGGAUUGCAGUUAGCGGCUAUGAAAUCGAAAGAGCCUACAUAGUCUAUCGGUUCUUCCACGACAUAGGCCUCAUUGUGGGCAAGAGCUUCACCGAAACUAACACCAUGUAUUUGAAGUACCUCAGUGUGUUGGACUGCGAAAUAGCCCUGAGCUACGAUGGCCAAAGGAUCGGCUAUGGCGGCGAUAUCCGGGUGAUUGUAAAGCUGGAGAAUCCUGUUACCAAAAGUUGCAUCAUUAGAGCUCUGGAGGAGUGCUGCGAAAAGCAAGCUGAAGUCCCAACUCCAAUCGAUGCUAGCAUCGAUGUGGAGGACGAAAGUGAAGCCGCGGAUGUGGUGCCACAAAAUCAAGUAGAGAUUGAAAGUAUUUUGGAGGAUCAGACUGAAGUCAAAUACAAAAGGGAUAGCCUUUUGCAGUGGUUCAAGGAAAAGUUGGCUUAUGUGUUCUAUUUUUACUAGGAUUUCUGUUCAUAGUUUAUGCCAUUUAGCCAUUAUGUGUUUUGGUAAAUAAAUUAACAAAAAAGUUCGAGUAGAACCACUAUAUAUUGGAUACAGCUAACCGAUAUUGGCCAAAAUACGAAUGCGUUUCAGGAAUUAUUUUUUAAUAUCUCAGUCGCAUUGAAUCCAAUCCAUCGAUCCAAUCCACAUCCAAAUACUAUUGAGAAACAAAAUGGAAACUCUUAAAAAUAUCCGUCAAUUUAUAUGAUAGUAUAGGGAAUAAAAAAAAUUACACCCAA
Messenger RNA from Drosophila ananassae, 1036 nucleotides. RefSeq lists its product as uncharacterized. Bases 87 to 758 code for a protein of 223 amino acids. NCBI's taxonomy places the organism in Eukaryota, Metazoa, Arthropoda, Insecta, Diptera, Drosophilidae. The transcript has a single exon. The record is from RefSeq and is a predicted model, not a curated record. Gene Ontology annotation, molecular function: nucleic acid binding.